AUUGUGUAAAAAAAUUAUGAAAAUAUUUAAUGAAUAUGUCAAAACAUCGCAGUUUCCGUCAAGUUUUAUAAACAAUUUUGCGGGUAAAAUAUUGUAGGGAUAGUUUGAUCUUCAAAAGUUAACUUUGUUUUUUUUUUGUGAUUUCAUGCGUAAUAAAUAAAGAUGAUAGAUUUACUAUCGCCUUUUCGUUCUUUUCUUAAGCCUAAAAAUAUAAUAACGGAUAAUAAUGUGUUCCGACUGCAUUAUAAGUUCACGGUGAUAAUGUUGUUCAUGUUCACUUUGAUGGUUACUUCUAAACAGUUUUUUGGUGAACCAAUGCAUUGUAUGAGCGGCUCAGAUAAAGAUGAUAACAAAGAUGCUAUCAACAAUUACUGUUGGAUUUAUGGGACGUAUACAUUAAAAAGCCAACUAAAUGGUAUAGAAGGUAAACACAUGGUGUAUGCAGGAGUGGGUCCUGGCUCAAAUAAAAAUGAUGACCAAAUUGAACAUACAUAUUACCAAUGGGUCUGUUUUGUGCUACUUGGACAGGCUUUCAUGUUCUACAUACCACAUUACCUUUGGAAGUCUUGGGAGGGGGGUAGAGUGAGAGAUUUGUCUGCUAAUUUGACAUUACCCAUUGUAGCAAAAGACUGGACUGACCAGCCUCGUCACCAACUGCUAGCCUAUUUUAAUAGUCUGAACACCUGCACACACAAUAUGUAUGCACUUCGGUUUGCAUUCUGUGAAUUUUUGAACCUUGCAAAUGUGAUUGGUCAAAUAUUUCUCUUAGAUGUAUUCUUGGAUGGAUCAUUCCGCGAUUACGGUACCGCUGUGGCAUCAUUCACCUACCAUCCACGUCUCUCCCCUGACUUAACAGACUUUGUCUCAGUUAACCCGAUGGAUAAAUUCUUCCCGAAGGUAACAAAAUGCUGGUUCAGGUCAUACGGGCCUUCAGGAACGAUACAAUUUAAAGACCGAUUAUGUGUAUUACCAUUAAAUGUUAUUAAUGAAAAGAUAUUUGUCAUACUCUGGUUUUGGUUGGUUAUUUUAGCUUCUUUCUCUGCUCUAGCUGUAUUUUUUCGUAUACUGAUUUUCUGUAUUCCAGCAUUACGUACAUAUAUCCUUACAGCCAGAUUAAGACGUAUCAAACGAUCGCCGGUAUCAAAAAUUGUUAAACACUACAGUUUUGGUGACUGGUUCGUACUUUAUUUGUUGAGCAAAAAUAUUAAUCAAAUUGUUUGUAUAGAUUUAGUUAAGGAAUUGGCAAAAGACUUACAGUAUAAGACUGAAUGUGUUUAAUUCUUUGUUUUAUAAAACAUAAAUGAUUAAAAUAUUGUUAGGACAAAGUUAUGUAGCUGGUCUUCUUACAAUUUACUAAAUUAUAAAACAAACAUGUAAACUUAAUAAGCGCUGACUGGUAAGAGUACAUUAGAAAUAAAUAAGUGUUGAUUUCUAAGAAUCUGUUUUUAUUAUAAUAUUGAGAAUUGUGAUUAAAGGAAUACUCAAAACAUGGUACAUUUGUGAUAUUAAUUAAUUUAGAAACAUGUUUUAGUUAAAAUAUUUGAAUAAUUUCAGUUAAGUUUUUUCCAAAGCACUUUUUAGUUCAAUAAUAUGUGUGAUUCAAAGUAAAAUACUUAAAUUUUAAGUUUCUUGGUUAGGUAACUAACAGUAUAGUUUUAUACUGUCUUGAUUACCAAUUUGCU
Papilio polytes (common Mormon) is the source of this 1682-nucleotide messenger RNA. RefSeq names its product innexin inx2-like (gene Inx4). NCBI's taxonomy places the organism in Eukaryota, Metazoa, Arthropoda, Insecta, Lepidoptera, Papilionidae. The record is from RefSeq and is a predicted model, not a curated record. Gene Ontology annotation, biological process: phototransduction. Gene Ontology annotation, cellular component: plasma membrane; gap junction. Bases 163 to 1278 code for a protein of 371 amino acids. The transcript has 4 exons. Gene Ontology annotation, molecular function: gap junction channel activity.